Ostrea edulis (European flat oyster) is the source of this 5744-nucleotide messenger RNA. Its product is annotated as serine/threonine-protein kinase 11-interacting protein-like. The transcript is spliced from 24 exons. Gene Ontology annotation, molecular function: protein binding. Gene Ontology annotation, cellular component: cytoplasm. NCBI's taxonomy places the organism in Eukaryota, Metazoa, Mollusca, Bivalvia, Ostreida, Ostreidae. The record is from RefSeq and is a predicted model, not a curated record. The coding region runs from base 1036 to 4677 and encodes 1213 amino acids.
UUUUUUUGGGAACUUACUUAUGACCUAGUACUGUAUACUAUGUUUACAUAUCAAUGGAUAAAUAUAUGUUAAUUUCCAGUUAUGGCAACCAUUUCUUUUAAAAAUUCUCAUUGAAUUUCUAAAUGGAAUAGGUAUGUACUAAUAAAACAAUUAAAAAAGAGAAAACAAAUACUACGUUAAAGGAGCCUGCAUGUGCAUAUUUUUUUUUAUACUUGCAUACUGUACUUACUAAACUAUAAUUAUACUGAUUUGAUUGCAGUUUUAUAUGUAUUCAAGCAACAAUAUCAUUUUCAGCUGUUUCUGAAACAGUUGGGUUAACUUAUCUAAUAUAUCAGGUUGUUAAUUUAAAUCCUGUCUACAAUUAGUAUUUCAUGUAUAAAUGUAAUUAUAGAUGUGUGCAGUGCAGAAGUGUUAACUUUGCCAGUAUCAGUACCUCCGAAUGAUUGUUAUUUAUUUUCAUUGUUAUAAUUAAUUGCUUGUUUAACCUGUGGUGCAUAAGCAAUAUACAUAGCUUAUAGUGUAAACAAUUUGUAAGGAAGAAAUUUUGUCAUGCAAAAAAAUUAUUUAAUCACUUAAAUUACAUACUCAUGCCUGCUUUUGAGAUUAAAAAGUGUUAAGUGUUUGAAAUAAUUAAAUACUGGUGUUAAAUUCAUGAUAUUUAAUAAUAAAAAAAAAUAAUUAAAAAUCCAUUGAAUUCAUUUUGGUGACAAAAUGACAGGUGAUGGGGCAUCAUCUUACAUUAAAAAAUAAAAAAUUAUACAUAUACUUGAAUUUAUAAACUUAGAAAGACCCACCAACAUUUAAACUACAUCAUCGUCUUUAAUUUGAUCGGGCGUGGUAUACCUUAUAAUACGUCACAAGCAAUGGCGCCGGCAAAUGGCGCCGGAUGUAUUGGAUUUUUCUAUGAAUUGGCUGUAUAACGGUAACGGUACCAAUUCAGUGUACCAUUUUUUCCAGAUAACCAUUUCUCAACUCAUCUAAGAGGAUAUCCUGUGUAUAUUAUCGCAGUAUUGGAUAACUCAUGGAACAACUACAAUGCAAGGUCCCAUUCUGAUCUCUAGAUUUAAAAGUCUACAGGUAUUGGAACUGAAAAAGAUACCAACUCAUAUGUUGGAGGGAUUGCACAAAUUAAGAGGACAACUUCGUGUGGUCACUGUGAGCAGAUGCUUACAUACCCUACAGGAGUUACUGGAGUCCUGUGGAGGAGACCAGAGCUGUGCCAUGUGUUGGCAAUUUCUGACGGCUGCCUAUUUCAGCUACAACUGGAUAACCAAGCUGGAUUCAUCAUUAAGACUUUUGCCAGCUCUUAAUCUCUUAGACCUUAGUCACAAUAGCAUUGAUCAGGUGGAGAAUUACACGGAGUACCUGCUAGAGUUGAGAAGAAUCAAUUUAGGUUACAACAUGUUGGAUUCUGUUCCCACAUUUUCCAUCACGGUGCAGAAUAAGUUGCAGACUCUGGUUAUCAGGAACAACAAUCUGGAUAAUCUCUCAGGGGUGGAAAUGUUAGUGGCCCUAAAGGAGCUGGAUGCCUCUGAGAACUGUCUUGUGGAUCACUCUUGUCUGGGGGUCUUCAAUAAGCUUCACAAACUUUGUGUGGUCAGUCUCCAAGGCAACCCUUUAUACUAUCAUCAAUAUCAUCGAAUCAGAUCUCUUCAUCAGCUGUCAUCAAGUGCCAUUUUAUCAAAUGAGGUUGUUCUAGAUGGCAAACCAGUCAAACCAGCAGAGAUUUUGCUUCUACAGAACACAGGAAAAUUAUCUGCAAACAAACAGAAAGAAGACAGAGGUGCCCUACCGUCAUUAGCUAGCCAGACACUGGCUCAGAACUAUAACUUUGAGAACACAAAUGACAUCGCAGAAGCAAUAAAGGUGGGGUCACCAGGUAGGAGGAAGGGUCGGAAGAAGAAGUCUCGAGGCAAAAGACAAAGGACAGACACUGAAGGGAGUGAGGUCACAGAAACUACAGAUCAAUCUUCACCAGAGAGUUCACAAGUUCCAUCAACAAGAAUAGUAGAGGGACAGAUGUCCACUCGUGAAGAAAUAGAAGUGUUAAGGGAUCAUUAUGGUGUCAAUUGGCUUCAGGCGAUUUCUGCAAAGGAGUAUGAUACUAGUACAAAAACAUUCAAAAAUGAAGAAAAGUCAUCUCCACCAAGUCAGGUGUUAGAUAAUGAAAUACAAUCCAAUCAAAAUGAAGAUACCACAGAUUCCAAACCAGUCAAUCACACAGAAGAUGACUUCUAUCUGAAUGACAGCACAACAAAUGUUUAUAAAGGAGCCAAUGAAAUGGAGGAUGACAUUGAAGUUUUACACACAUCCAAUGAAACAACAUCUAAGACCCCCCAGUUGGACGCUUCUGACAGCUCUAAGGGAGCAGAGUGGGCCCGAGAUGAGGAGGAGAAACUGGCACUUUAUGGGGAGGAGUGUGAGCCAUUUAUUGUAAUGUUACCUGGUGAUGACCUCCAGAAUCUGCUUGUGACCUUUAACCAGCGUUACCUGAUUGAGAAAGAUAUUGACGGGAAGGUCAAGGAAAUGCUGGAUCUCAAAUGUCUACUGUCAUUCAAGAUAGAAACAGAGGAGGUGGUCCAUAGAAAUCUAGCUGAUACCAAUGUACCUGUGUUUAGAGCUAGGUUUGAUUAUGUGAGGAAAGACAGACGUAAAAGAGUCUACAUAAUGGAGAACACUGCAGCAGCCAUUGAGUUGGAGGAUUUAUUGAGACCUAUCAUCAAAGCCAAAGAGGAGAGGGAUAAAAAGAAAAACAUGCUGCAGUGUUUGAAAUGUUCAAAGGAGGUUUCCAAACAGGAAGCAGAUAUUUUGGAACAUGUUUUUGACAAGAAAGAUUUUACUGCAGAACCAGAUAUACGAUACCAGUGUCCUCAUUGUGGGAGUCAGAUGAUAAUAGAAAUGACCAAUGAGGACAAAGAUCAGGUCCCUAACCCCCAGGGGUCUUACUCCUCCAACAAUGGAGAUUACAUGAGGCAAGAGAGGACAAGAGAAGAAACAGAAUUGCCAGGAAGUUUAACCAGACCAAGGACCUAUGCAUUUAAUGAUGUAAUGUCACAUUCAGACAUAGGACAGAUAAUGGCGGUCCCAGUGAUGCCAAGGUCCAGUUCCACGGGGAGAGCACUGAGUGAAAAACAAAGAGAAGUGGAGGGCUCCCACAUCAUUAAUUCUUGGUCAGAUGUACAGGCUUCAGAGCAGAGUCUGCGAAAAAGUCGAAAUUCUGUGGAUAGUGAUAUCUCAGUGAUAACCAAUCCGAGUGAUGCAAGCAUUUCUGUGAUAUCGGAAUCAAGUGUGGAAACAAUAUCUGAAACAUCCAAAGAGCAGAAUGCAGAUGACAAUUGUUUUGCAACUUCAACUCCACAAAAGUUGGACAAGGAUGAUGUUUACAAUUCAUCAGUUCCAAAGAGUUUGAAUUUGAAUGGCAUCACAGAGGAAGAGGAAAUGACCCCUGUGGGGUCACCACUGUCCAAUAGUAUUUGCUCUAGUAUGGUGUCAAGUGUGUAUGAGAAUACUCUGUCAAUAGAUAAUGACAAUCAAGAAAAUUCUCAAGUGAAGGAUCUGACUGUUAUGAAGGAAACUUCAGAUCUAGAAAACAACAAUGGAGACAGCAAUAUUUAUUCCCAGGACACUCGAUAUGAAACUUGUGAUCAAAAUAGCAGUAUUAAUUUUAAUUCAAAGGCUUUGUUGAAUAGGACCAGUGGUCCUGACUCAUCUGCAGGAGUGAAUGAAUCUGGUUACAGUUGGUUGCAAAACCUGGACAAUCAACAUCACAUUGACUUCGGUGUUGUUGAUCACAGAUUACAGCUGUACUUAGACAUGAACAUUUUAGAAGAGUCUGACAAUGUGCAGUGUUGCAUAAAAUGUUCCACUGUUCAAUACAUGAAGUCAUCAGAAUUUGUGGCCUAUCUCAUUUUGUCUACCAACAGAAUCCUGGUGAUUGAAAUUUCAGAUCCAGAAGAUGAGGAGAUUACUAAUGGUUUGACCUGUAUUGAGAAUCAGCCAAUGACCGAACUGCAUUACAUUGACAUUGGACUGGGUCAUCAGAGUGUCAGAUUGGAGUUUGACACAGUGUGUUCCAGCUUCAGUUUCAUUUUCAGAGAUGAGGAGAGAUGUAAAUCCUUCAUUAGUUUGCUCACAGAGAUUAUCCGGGAUACAACUUUCAAUGAAGAAAGUCAGCUGCAGGGCAUCAGCAAGUUUAAUGCCACGACACUCAGUAACCUACAGGACACAGUCUGGUGGAAGUUCAAACAAACCCUCACUGAGGAUGAGGAAGACCAAUUUGAUCUCGUCAAGUACCUGUCAGGAAAAUUGAUAUUAGAAAGCAAAGAUGACACCCAGUCUGUUGGUCUGGCUGUGACAAAGACGUAUAUUUCCCUAGUGGCAGAAAAUCAUCAGUGGCCAUUACCAAGGUUACAAUCCCCAUUACCAGAGGAAAUUGGAGGACAACAAUUUGUUCUUUUGGAUAGACAGAAAAUAAACAAUAUUGCUACAGUGGAGGUUUGUCAAUCAACAGGUGCUAAAGUCAAGAUAGAUUUCUUUAAUGAAGAAUCUCAAGAAGAGGCUCAGUGGUUUGUUGCCAUGGGAAGCAGUAUGAGUACCAGGUUAUUGUUAGACUCGGUGCGUGAAACCUGGAAAGCUGCAUUUUUGGUUGAAAUGGAAAUAACACCUACAGAAUUUUAGGGGUGUCAGGAGACUAAAACUUACCAGACAAGUCGUUUAUUUUGUUCUAGUCAAGUUUUAUCUAUUUUUUUUGUUUGCCAUCAAGGUUUCAUGAUUUUAAAGAGUACAGUUAAGCAGUAUUUUAAAGUGUUUUAUUACAAGAUUUUGUAGAACCAGGUCAGAACUGUUACUGUAAAUGGGAUAUGUAUUUCUGUGUGAAGUGUUCCUAAGAGGAAAUUUUAUGCUUCAGAUUCCUGUAUUAAACUAGAUGGCACUGUAUUAGCAACAGUUACCAUAGAAACAUAUACAUGUACUUGUUGGGGCUUAAUAAGCGUAAAUCUGUACACCGCUAUAACCAGAAUUGCAUUUACAGGUGUCUGUAUGAAUUUGUUUUAGCAUCAUUCCAUUUAAAACAAAAACCAAAAUUAGUGGGUUUCUUUGUAUAUUUUAUUCAGUUUUUCUUUAGUUUUCAACACAGACAAUCAUUUUACCUUGUAUUUUAUCAAGUACACUUUUUACUUAAUCUUUUGUUUUGAAUAUUUUUACACACUUCUGUUUAUAUGUAUGAAGUUAAUGAAUGGAUACUAGCAACUUUGGUUUAGAAUGUAAGAAAGAGCAGUCUUUCCACUUACAAUUAGUAUUGGGGUUUUAUUUCCAUGAACUUUAGAACGAUUUUGAGCAAGUUAAGAAAAUUUUGAACUCUGAUUGAAACAUACAUGUAUUAGAUUAGUAUAUUUAGUUUUUAGUAUUAGGUGUUCUUACAAGAUUGUUCAUUGGUGUUACUUGAAAUUUCACAGGAAAACAUGAACAUUGUUACUUAUAAAUACUUCACAGCAACUUUGGUUGUUUUUUUAGUGAAAAAUUGUGUUCAAAGCAUUAUGUCUGUGAUAUUGAGAACUUGUUUAAUGCCUUCCCUGAAUUUUGUUGCUAUGUUUCAAUGCAAGUUUAUACUAUCCAUUACUCUACAAUUGCUAGUUGUUGUCAAGUUAUAAAUUGGUGUGCCUGAAUUCUGAUGUAUGGCGCCAUGUGAUCAUAUAUACAAUGUACAUGUAAAUCAUACAAGUUUUAAUAAAUACAUUAGAACUAAA